Molecule: messenger RNA, 618 nt
Organism: Culex pipiens pallens (northern house mosquito)
Lineage: Eukaryota; Metazoa; Arthropoda; Insecta; Diptera; Culicidae
Exons: 3
Coding region: 1-618 (205 amino acids)
Source: RefSeq, a predicted model, not a curated record
AUGAAUUGGAAGCUUCUAUUGUGGCUAGUUCUGGUCCUAGUUCCGGUACUAGUGAAGUUGGAAUCAGUUCCAGUGGGAUGUGUGGAGAUCAGAAAUCGUAAGAUCGACAGAUUUAUGAUCAGUUCUACAAAACACGACGCCGAUCGCCGCCAUAUAACGUACGACAAGAUAGCUCAGCAAUGGGUCAUCACGAGGGAAGGUGACAAGUAUAGGAUCACGCAUGAUUCGCUCAAGGAGGAUUUGUUCGAGUCCCAGCAGACCUUCAAUGGCAAUUACGUGUUCACCUGGGUACCAAAGUCGAAGAUUACCGACGGUGGCGCAACCUGGAGCAUUUCGUUCGCUGGAACGCGCGGAUUCUUCCACAUCAAAAAUAAGAAGUUUAAUCACUGUCUGUACACGAAGGGAGUUGGUAACGAGUACCGAUUUCGGCACCGUACCCUCAACGAAGAACUGUUCGAGUCCGAGCUGACCAGCAACGGAAAUUACGUGUUCACCUGGGUGCCGAAGGCGAGUGUGCCGGAACCGGGACAGUUUUACAUUCACAACACCAAAUUCCAGCACUAUUUGAGGGCUUCCCCCACGAGCGAGUCGAAGAACGAACCGAACGAAAGCGAAUGA